UGACCUAAAUAAUAAUAAAUUAUAUUUUAAAGUAUACCAAGAUAAUUUAUGUUUGCUUCACGGUCGAGUUAUCGCUGACUUUGUCAGGCAGCCUGCUGAGCAGCGGACUCGAUGGCGCUGCACUGCCUGCCUUGCAGUAGCAGCGCGUUGUGGGUGCUGUCGGCGGCGUUCGUGUUGCUGUCUGUGCCAACUUCCUACAUUCUACCAAACAAAUCAUUAAAAGAUGUUAUUGCCGUAAGAGAGAACGGCGCACUUAACCUAGAUGUCGGAUCACCGGAGAAUUCCUCCACGAUUGAAUUUUUUCAAUCGUAUUAUAAAUCUGCAGAUCUUUUACCACAUAUUAUAAUGAUCAUCAUCGGCAUCACUGUUUACCUUUUCGAGUGGAUACACAGAAAACUAAUGGAGAGAAGGAUACUGAAGCUCCGUACGUUUCUGGGCACGUCGCUGGAGCGCCUGCGCGAGGCGGACGCGCGGCGCGAGCAGCUGGAAGGCACGCUGAAGCUUGCGCGCGGCGCCUCCGCCGAGUAUAACCUUCUUGUGUUCCUGCUGCUGCGCGCAAGAGACGACGAUGAAAAGCUACAACUCUGAACUCGGAGAACAUCUAUCCUUUUUCAGGACACUUUCUGCUAAGAGGGACAGAGAAAGGAAUGAUUUCUCUGUUCCUUAUAGCAGAUAAGUAUCCGGUGAAAGGAUAGAAGUUUAGAGUUAGCAGCGGAAUACCUACUGAGCGAAGACUUCAAAAUAAUUGUAAGCUUUUUUCAAUUUACAGGAGACGUGCGGAUCAUUUUGUGGUGCAGUCAUCUGCAAUAAUAUUAACCUCCUGCAGCCAUCUGCAUUAACCUGAGUGCGUUAUUAUUAUUUGAUCCGAUAUCGGAUGUCGGAUGAGCCUUGGACAAGGACCGCUGCCCCCCAUGGUAUUAAGUUAUUUUAGCUUUGCAUUAAAGCUUGCCUUUUAUAAAAGGCACUGUUUAUAUUUUGUUUCUUUGUGAUAGUAUCCGACAUCCGAUAUUGGAUCGGAUAUUGUGAAAACGUUCUCAGGCUGGAUACAUUAACUAACGUAGUAUUAUCGCAAAUGGUUACAAUCGAGACUUGCUAGCAUGAGUUGCAUUCUAGCGCGAGAACUCGUGUUCGAGAAUGCAACUCAUGCUAGACGGUCUGAUCUUCAACGUCUUGAUGGUAAAUAGGUAAGUGUUUCGGUGCUCUAAGUAAAUAUUAUCAAACUGCACAACGGGACUUAAUCGCGUAUUUAAGUUUUAAGAUAAGACCACGGGGACAACGCCGUCCUCGAAACGUCGGAGGUAAAUCUUAAAACUUAAAUACGCGAUUAAGUCCCGUUGUGCAGUUUGAUAAUGUUUAAUAAUCGUGAAAGUUUAAAUCAGUGCUCUAAGUAAAUGUUUGUUUCGUGGUUUUUAUAGCGCAAUGCUGUUUAUUUUAAUGUAAAUUAUCGUAUUACA
This is a messenger RNA of Cydia fagiglandana, 1454 nucleotides long. RefSeq lists its product as uncharacterized. The transcript is spliced from 2 exons. Lineage: Eukaryota; Metazoa; Arthropoda; Insecta; Lepidoptera; Tortricidae. Bases 112 to 588 code for a protein of 158 amino acids. The record is from RefSeq and is a predicted model, not a curated record.